AUGCCUAGAACAAUGUCCCUAGAUAAGCGUUUGGCAUCAGGUCCUGUGUCAUUUGGUCACACCCGCAAAGAGAGUGCCUAUGAUUUUGGAUUUACUCAAGCUCAAGUUAAAGGUAAGACCUGCUAUUACCUUGUCUACCGCGAACUUGUGGAGGCUAUGGAUAGAAAAGCUCCCAGGUGCUUCAUUGAGAUGGAUGAGAAAUGUGUUCGCAUAGUUGAGAAGAAAUAUCCCUUCGAGGAAGUGACAAUUUUUAUCAAGGAUAUCAUGAGCUAUUUCAAGUUUGAUCACAGUUCAAAGUUCGUCGCCUUGUGUAUUGAUGCCAAUAAGGCGGAGAAGAGUGGAUAUUGGUUUAUUAAUUUCGACACAGAACAACAAUUGGAGGAAUUUUGUGAUUGUCUCAAUAAGUUGUUCGCUUGGGAAAAGCAAAAAAAUGCAGUCAAAAGAACGCGGACAAUACAAUGCUGGUGUUGUGGAGCCGAUAUUGUCAUUCCGCCUCAAAGAUCGUACAUUGAUAAUGGAUAUAAUGAAAGCUUGAAGUCGAAAAGCUCCAGGUGGUCUUCAUCGAAAACUUCGUCUUCUUCCUCACCCGCGUUGAUUACAUAUCAACCCCUCAAUACAUCUACUACAAGACGAGUAUUUAGGCGCAUUUAA
Molecule: messenger RNA, 651 nt
Organism: Rodentolepis nana
Lineage: Eukaryota; Metazoa; Platyhelminthes; Cestoda; Cyclophyllidea; Hymenolepididae
Source: the annotation of a GenBank genome assembly